Molecule: messenger RNA, 1360 nt
Organism: Lindgomyces ingoldianus
Lineage: Eukaryota; Fungi; Ascomycota; Dothideomycetes; Pleosporales; Lindgomycetaceae
Product: oligosaccharide biosynthesis protein Alg14 like protein
Exons: 1
Coding region: 143-1009 (288 amino acids)
Biological process (GO): dolichol-linked oligosaccharide biosynthetic process
Cellular component (GO): UDP-N-acetylglucosamine transferase complex
Source: RefSeq, a predicted model, not a curated record
CAAAACCACCAACUUGGCAGCAAUGCUUCUUCACUCGAAGCCAUAGUUACACCGCACCUCGGGUCCUCGAGGUGCGCUUCUUCCUGGGAUUUCAUCCCGUCAAUCCUCUCCAAUUCCCCGCUCCUUGACGACGACCCCGACAAUGGCUCCCCCACCAGCCAGUCUCUGGGCCCUCUCCUUCUUCCUGGCCCUCCUAGUCACCCUCUUUGUCGCCGCUACCUUGCGCCUCCUCUCCAUACUCCCUCAUGUUCGGUUUCAACCAAAACCAUUGUGCAAGCAACCCCCAGUCGCAACUCGGAUUCUGAUCAUCCUAGGCUCCGGCGGCCACACGCACGAAAUGUUCUACCUUCUCCGAGACCUAGACACUUCAAAGUACACGCACAGAACCUAUGUAGUGAGCUCCGGUGACGCAUUCAGCGCGCAACGAGCUGUGGAAUUCGAACAGGCACUAGAACAAAGAGAAACCGUUAAAUUUGAGUCCAAAGAGCCGGAGAGCAGAAACCCAGACGUUUUUCUGAACGGCACUGGCAUUGAAAAGCAGCAGCAUGCGGUAAGGACACCGCACCUAGGCCCCGAAAACUACAACAUCGCUAUCGUCCCCCGUGCCCGAAAGAUCCACCAAUCCCUCUUCACUACGCCCUUCACCUCUCUUCAUACCCUUCUCUCUAGCUUCCCAGUCCUCCUCUCCUCUCCACCGCUCCUCCCAGACCAGCUACCUCAGACACCGUACGAAGCUGCCGCACGGGAUCUGCCAGAUCUUGUCAUCACAAAUGGGCCCGCUACGGCGGUGAUACUAGUCCUGGCUUCCCUUAUCCUCAAGUUCUUCAAUAUCCGAGGCGCGCAGAGUAGAGGAAAGAUGAAGUCUGUGUAUGUGGAGAGCUUUGCGAGGGUGAAGACAUUGAGUUUGAGUGGACGAUUGCUUGUUAGGGUUGUCGAUCGAUUUCUGGUACAGUGGGAGGAAUUGGAGGGAAAGGCGGGACGAGCGGAGUAUUGUGGCAUCUUGGUUUGACAACCUGGGUUACAAUGGGAAUAGCAACAAUGGGAGUGGGCUAAAAAGCCCAUGAUGUACUUCGGAAGGCAUUUUUCUAGGGUUGAAGAGAGCAGGAAAACCUAGAUGAGAGUGAAGCAUGGUUUUCCACUUCCAGAUCCCUAUGCCUACACUACAUUAGAGGGAAGGCAGUGCCAGGGAUAUACUUUUCAGUGACCAUGUGAGCAGGUGCACAAGGAAAAGUGCUAAAGAGUGGAGUAAUACACUGAGCUUUGGCGUAAGAGACUUAGGAUUGACAGGCGUUUGUGUGGGUCAUACGGUUGAUAUCCCACGGCCCACAUGGACUUGAACGGUAUAGUACAAUGGAUCUAC